AUGAAGAAAUUUUACAUCAGGAAGGUGCUGGCAGCCGCUUCCUCCUCCUCUUCAUCGUCUUCUUCAUCCCAGCCUGGAAACAAGGAGGUGGACAUCCCAGAAACCCUCCAGUCCGAGCACUUCCAGCUCUGCAAGACGGUUCGCCAUGGAUUCCCAUUUGAGCCCUCUUCGAUGGCAUUUGAUCCAGUACAGAAGAUUCUCGCAAUUGGCACAAAUCAUGGAGCUCUGAGGCUGUUUGGUCGGCCAGGAGUUGAGUGCUAUUGCCAGCAUGACAGUGAUUCUACAGUAAUCCAGCUUCAGUUCCUGAUUAAUGAGGGAGCGCUUGUGAGUGCCUUGACGGAUGACACUUUACACCUUUGGAAUCUGCGACAAAAGAGACCCGCCAUAUUGCAUUCCCUGAGAUUCACCAGGGAACGGAUAACGUUUUGCCACCUGCCUUUCCAGAGCAAAUGGCUCUACGUGGGGACAGAAAGAGGAAAUAUUCACAUUGUCAACGUGGAGUCGUUCUCGCUCUCAGGCUACGUCAUCAUGUGGAAUAAAGCCAUUGAACUGUCAUCCAAAUCACACCCAGGACCAGUUGUCCACAUAAGUGAUAAUCCAAUGGAUGAAGGCAAGCUCCUAAUUGGUUAUGAGAGCGGUACUGUAGUGUUAUGGGACCUCAAGUCAAAGAGAGCAGACUACAGAUACACCUAUGACGAGGCCAUCCAUUCUGUUGCUUGGCACCAUGAAGGAAAGCAGUUCAUCUGUAGUCAUUCUGAUGGCACCUUGACUAUAUGGAAUGUGCGAUCUACUAAGCCCAUACAGACAAUCGUACCACAUGGUAAACAGAUAAAGGAUGGAAAAAAGCCAGAACCAUGCAAACCUAUCCUGAAGGUGGAGUACAAAACAACAAGAUAUGGGGAGCCUUUUAUUAUCCUAUCUGGUGGCCUGGCCUAUGACACUGUGGGAAGAAGGCCUUGCCUAACAGUCAUGCAUGGGAAAAGCACAGCUGUCCUAGAAAUGGAUUAUCGAAUUGUGGAUUUCCUCACCCUUUGUGAAACUCCAUAUUCUAAUGAUUUUCAAGAACCCUACGCUGUGGUUGUACUUCUAGAACAAGAUUUAGUUGUUAUAGAUCUUGCACAAAAUGGAUAUCCUAUAUUUGAAAACCCUUAUCCUCUGAGCAUACAUGAGUCACCUGUGACUUGCUGUGAGUACUUUGCGGACUGUCCUGUGGAUCUUAUCCCUGCACUUUACUCUGUUGGAGCCAGACAGAAGCGACAAGGUUACAGUAAAAAGGAAUGGCCUAUCAGUGGUGGAAAUUGGGGUGUUGGCACACAAAGCUAUCCUGAGAUAAUAAUUACAGGUCAUGCUGAUGGAUCAAUCAAAUUUUGGGAUGCUUCAGCAAUAACAUUGCAAAUGUUAUACAAGCUUAAGACGGCAAAAGUGUUUGAGAAAUCACGAAAUAAAGAGGACAAGCCUAGCACAGACAUCGUAGAUGAAGAUCCAUAUGCCAUCCAGAUGAUCUCUUGGUGCCCAGAGAGCAGGAUACUAUGUGUGGCAGGCGUCUCAGCCCAUGUCAUCAUUUACAGGUUUAGCAAGCAGGAAGUGACAACAGAUGUCAUCCCGAUGAUGGAAGUGAGGUUGCUGUAUGAAAUCAACGAUCUAGAGUCACCGGACAUUGAACAGUUACCAACGCCUAGUGGUGGACCCAACUCACAGCCCAUUGUUCUUCAGUCUCACCCAUCUACAAGCAGCAGUUCAUCAGAUGGAAUACGUGACAAUGUACCUUGUUUAAGGGUCAAAAGCACUCCAUUAAAGCAAUCCGCCGGCUACCAAGUAGAACUGGUAAUACAACUUGUAUGGGUCAGUGGAGAACCUCCACAGCAGAUAACCAGCUUGGCUGUUAAUUCUGCCUAUGGCCUAGUAGUAUUUGGAAACUGUAAUGGUAUUGCUAUGGUAGACUACAUGCAGAAGACCGUUCUGUUAAACCUGGGUACAAUUGAACUAUAUGGCUCCAAUGAUCCCUACCAGAGGCAGCCACGUUCUCCACGCAAAACACGACAGCCCUCAGGAGCAGGUCUUAGUGACAUUAACGAGAGCACGACUGCCUCAGAGGAUCGUUGCAAAUCCCCCACCUCAGGUUGUGGCUCUCUCACAUCUUCUGAUGAUGAACAAUCAAUGAAAAUAUUUAUAGAAAAGGUGAAGAGCAAGGGCAGAAAGUUUUCCAGGGCGAUAGCCACUGACAUAGCAAAGAUGUCAAGGAAGUUAAGCCUACCUACAGAAUUAAAGCCUGAACUAGAUGUCAGAGACAACUCCUUCAGCCGGUCCCGGAGUUCCAGUGUGACCAGCAUAGACAAGGAGUCACGGGAGGCAAUAUCUGCUCUCCAUUUCUGUGAGACCUUCACCAGGAAACCUGACCUAUCUACAUCCCCAUGCUUAUGGGUUGGAACUACGCUAGGUACUGUGUUAGUUAUUGUUCUAAACCUGCCACCAGGAGGAGAUCAGAGACUUCUUCAGCCUGUUAUUGUAUCUCCAAGUGGGACAAUUCUGAGGCUAAAGGGAGCAAUCUUAAGAAUGGCAUUUCUGGACUCUCUAGGGGCUUUAAUUCCACCAGCAUAUGAACCCUGGAGGGAAUUGAACGUUCCUGAAGAUAAGGAUGAUAGGGAGCGAUUGAAAAAGCGGAGACCGGUUUCAGUCUCACCCUCUUCAUCUCAGGAAAUCAGUGAGAACCAAUAUGCAGUGAUAUGUUCUGAAAAACAGGCGAAGGUGAUCUCACUGCCCUCCCAGAACUGCAUUUAUAAACACAACAUUACAGAGACUUCUUUUGUCCUCCGUGGAGAUAUAGUGGCAUUGAGUAAUAGCACCUGCCUUGCAUGUUUCUGUGCCAAUGGACACAUUAUGACUUUUAGUUUGCCAAGUUUAAGGCCGCUGUUGGAUGUAAAUUACUUACCGCUAACCAACAUGCGGAUAGCCCGAACAUUCUGCUUCACAAACAAUGGGCAGGCUUUGUAUCUCGUCUCACCUACAGAAAUACAGAGAAUUACUUACAGUCAAGAAACCUGCGAGAACUUACAGGAAAUGUUAGGUGAGCUUUUCACUCCAGUUGAAACACCAGAAGCCCCUAAUAGAGGUUUCUUCAAAGGCCUGUUCGGAGGAGGAGCACAGUCACUGGACAGAGAGGAUCUUUUUGGCGAAACAGCAUCUGGUAAAGCUUCAAGAGGUCUUGCUCAGCACUUUCCUGGACCAGGGGGUAUUGAAGGAGUUAAAGGAGCAGCAUCUGGCGUUGUUGGUGAACUAGCACGGGCUAGGUGGGCCCUGGACGAGAGGGGGCAGAAAUUAGGAGAAUUAGAAGAUAAAACAGCGGCCAUGCUUGCUAGUGCGGACUCAUUCUCCAAACAAGCUCAUGAGAUGAUGGUAAAAUGCAAAGAAAAGAAGUGGUAUCAGUUCUGAUGAGCCAGACUCAAAUGCAUCGGUUUAACUUCACUGGGAAGGAAGAUUUUAAACAAAACAUGCAUCCAUUUUCUCGUCCUUUCUUUCUGCAGGACAGUUGGGAACAAGGGGGGAACAUUCAUAUUUGGUUACUGUUUCCUAGCACAAAUCAUAUACUGUUUUACCUCAGUCUUGUGGCUUUAACUGAGGAGCAUUACAUCCAAACAAACAGAAACAAGCUCAGUAUUUGUCUUGAAGCUGUGGUAUGGUGAGAAGAUGGAAGAGAGCAGGCGACAGUGGAGACACUGGUGAGAAGACACAAACAAGAAUGAGCAAAAGUGUAAAACUUUUUUUUUUUUUUUUAUUAUAAUUUCAAUGUUAAUAUUUUUGGUUGUUUCUUUUUUUUUUGUCUUUUACGGGUGUUUCACUUUUCUGAAAAAGGAGACGUUAGAAGAUCUGCAUCUAACCUAUGUUGCUUACCCACAAAUAUCACUGGCUCUUACAGCUAUUAAAUGUAGGGACACAAAACAGUCCUAAGACUGUACUAACUGCACAAGGUGAGAACAACCCAUUCAUCCACAGAAAGCGACCGGUCAUUUUUUACGAUGGUGAAGAUACAUUGUUAAAUCAUUACAUAUUCUGCAUUCAUGUCAAGCUCGUCAAAGGAUUGAUAAACCCUUCAUAAGUUAUGGAUCUUUUUAGAUAUCCCUUGACAUUAGAGUUUUUCUUUGUUAUUGUAUUUUAUUUCAACUUAAGAAUAUGGGCCACUGCCUCAGUUACUCUAUGAUCCAUUAGCCACAUAAGAAUUCCUCUAUGAAUGGUUCUAAUACCAAAUCGUUAUAAUGUUCCGCAGUUCAUUAGCGGAGAAAGGGUCGUUUUGCAGUUAAAUGGAGAUUGUGGUGGUAUCUCCAUCUGUUAUGUGUUUACUGUUUGUUAAAACAAAACUUAUCUUUGAAAGAAACUGCUAAAUUACAAGUUGUCUUUCUGAACCACUUUUAUAUAUGGUAAACAUCCUUCUUUUGUUAGAUUAUAGAUUAUAGAAAUAUAGAAAAUUCAGCUGGAAUGAAAAAAGAAAUGUUAUGUAUGACUUUAUGUCAAAUAAGAAUAAUGUACAAUAUGUACUGCACAAGAAACACAUAGACUGAUGCUUAAUACAUAUGGCACAGAAUAUUAUUCUUUAUCAAUAUUUCCAGAUUAAUCAUCUAACAUUCCCUAUAUGCUCAUUGCAAAAGAUUUUGACUUGCCCAGAGAGUAAUCCAAUAUUAUUUAAUACAUACCUAUCUACUUUUUAUGCCUCCCAGAGAUGAAUCCAAUUGACAAGGGCAGAUUGCGACUCAAAACAUCUCAUAAUGGCCCUGCCCCCUGCUGCACACUGCCAUGGCGGCAUGCAACAGGGGGAGGGGCUAUAAUGAUGCUAUUCACCACAAAACACGUCAUAAAGGCCUCCCCACACAUCCGUAAUGGAUUGGGCGGGAUCCAGGAGAGUACACUAUCGGGAGUCAGGGGGGAACCUAUGCAUUCAAGAGUACGCAAGUAGAGUUUAAUGAUAUUGUGCUACAUGUGUUAUACCCUACAGCAUCCAAUGAGCUACUGGUAUUUUCUGUUCCAGUUUAGAAUAUGAAAGCAAACGAUUGCUAUGGGCUAUAGCCGUUUUCUACAUAUAGCACUAUGUUAUUAAAAAUGCCAUAUAAGGUAAUAGGUAAAUGAUGCACAAAUGUUUCUUAAAAGACCUUAUACAAAUCUUUUAUGCUCCACCUACUAGUAAUAUGUUAAUUUAAUUCAGUAUUUAAUGUGAUAAAAUAUGGUAAGCUACAGACUUGUGCAUCAUAGCAGCUACGUUAACACAUACAGUAAUACAUUGAAUGAGAAGGUGUUUUUAGAUGAUAUGGGCCACACACAGUAUAGUUGUUCAGUUGUCGUAUCUGUAUCUUUCCCUGACACUAUUGUUAGUAUCCAUUGGCUGAGGUACUCCAUUCAUUUAUUAAUAGUUCAUUUCUUUUUAAGUGCCUAUAAAAAUAGCUAGGAAAUGAAGAUAAAUUUCUAAUUACAGCAGCAUUGUACAUUUGUAGUUGCAUGUACAAUUACAGUAUUACCAUGUUUUGGCGCAUGCAGUUCUAAAGAUAUAUUUUUCUAUUUAUUUGAACCUUCUGGCAUGUUACAGUCAUGUGAUGGCAUAAGUCUCAUGAUUGUGAUGUCAUUUCUGUGCUUUGAAUAAAAUGAUUACAACACUCCAAUUUCAUUGUUAAGGGAUGCACUGCAACUGGGCACUGAUUUCAUUUUGUUUAAAAAAAAAAGUAUAUAUAUAUAUAUAUAUAUAUAUAUAUAUAUAUAUAUAUUCUCAUUUGUGGAUAAUCAGAAGAGCAGUGCUGUCAGCAUAGGAUAAGUAAAUUCAAAAAGAAUUUCAUCAAAUAUAGAAAAUACAAUAUUGUUUUUGUAAAUAUACAGAAUUCCUUUACUCAUGUAUGUUUUUUCUCACAAGACUCAUGACAUAUAUUUUGCUACCGAUCACAAUUCAAAUGUCAGAAGUUACUGAAGUAGAAUAUAGUAUUUCUCAAAAAUUGUACAUAGAACGAAAAUUGGACUCUAGUUAAAAUAUUCUAGUCAUUGUUGUAAGCGAAGGCAUAGUCCUCUUUUAUAGACAUGUAAUAAGGAGAUUGCAUUAUUGGGUUUGUUAUUGGGCUUCCGUGAAAUUUAGAUUCAUUGCAAGUCAUCACAGCUAUUCAGACAUUAAACAGUAUAUGCACUGUUUACUUUGUCUUAAUGGAAAUGUAAACCUCUCAACAUUCUUAACUAUAGGACACCCAUCCACCUCAAUCCACCAAACAACACCACCACCACCACCACCACCACUGCAGUUGGACUUGGUCUUGCGCAUACAUUUUAGAUACUUAUGCCAUAAAAUAUUGGGAUUCUCUCACAAAAAAGGGAUGCUUAGGGGUAUGGAAAUAAAGCCAUGAAGUUACUUUUAUUAUAGGACAUAAGGUAAUAAUUUGGUUCUAGGGAGCAGAAGACAUUUGAUUUGUAGGACAUAAAAUCUAACCACAUGGAAUGGGCGUAUUGCAUAUAAUUAAAAUUAUAUCAAAUCCAUAAACGUUAGUUUGUAGAUUAUUCAUCUUAGAUUCACAGUGUUCACUUGCUGCCUUGAAAUCCAUAGCAGUAGAUAGAUAUUAUACAUAUCAAUGUUUAAUUUACCACAAAAAUCAUCUCAUCAUUGACUGAGGUGGGCCAGUACUCAGACAGCCAUUUUGUGGGAUGAACCAAUAAUGAUGAGAAUGCAGCCUACUAAAUGUCCAUGAGCCAGCAAUGACAUAACUACAGUAAUCUCUCAUACAUUUACAGGUUGCAUUCUCAUGAAUAAACAAGUGCAAUGGUGUCACUUGUUCAUAGUGAAAUAAUAGUCACAUUGUUAUAAAUAUAAGUUGAGCCCUCAAAAUGGCUGCCUCAUGUGUAUAGACACAUAUAGGUGCACUUUAAAGACGGGCAUUUUUGUAAUUUUUUUUUAAGCUAAGCUUUCACUUUAAUAUACUGGUGCCAUUCAAACAUGCAAGUGGUUGCUCUGAUUAUUUUUUAUAAAGUUUGGUUGCUACCUGUACUUCAAAAGCCUAUGAUAUACAGCAAAUGGUUCCGGACACCUGUGGAAAAAAACAAAUGUUACAGUAUGUGGAUGUGUAGUCUACUGAUCCUCUUUUUACUUUAAUUACAUUUAAUAUUCAGGUUAAUGCGCUCAGAUCUGCAUUGCUACUUAACCCAGUCUAAAUCAGUGCUGUGUCACUAUGUAUAGAAGUGUAAAAUGUGUCCGGAUCCCUAGUCGGCAGUAUAAUCAUGUAACCAUAAGACACAUGGGGUAGAUGCACUAAUUCUCCCAUCACCACCUUGAUGAGGACCAUUGUAGUGCAUUGCAACAGGUGUAGCUUGGUAAAAGCCACCUAGCAGGAGAGACAAAGGAUCUUGCUGUCCCUGAAUCUUUUUUAUUAAAGUUGUGUUACCUAUAUUAGAAUAUGUUUAUAUACGAAUAAAAAUAUCUGAUAACCAAAAUCCUGAUUGCAUUUUACGCAUACAGGGGCUAAUUCUUAAUCAUACGUAUCCCUUUUCACAGUCUAAGUUGGGUACUGUUCCGUCGUGUGGAAGUGUUAUGGCCGUAUAGCUAGAGUUUUCUGCUACUCUAAGUCAUGCUUAUGGAAAACUUUAACCUGUGACAGACGGAUCUCUUGCCAAUACAAAUAAUGACGGUUGAGGCUAUGGAGGUAAAACCAGUGUAUAGGAGCGGCAUCCCAUUUGGAUCCGAUCGGAUCCUGGCAUUAGCCCUACAGAACCUAGCAUUAGCAUAAGGUAGUAAAUUUGGCUUCCAGAGCAUCAUGCAAAUGCAGCCACUUUGCACAUUACCCAGAAUCAGCCCCAACGUUUCCUGCAAUUCAAAUUGCACCUUUUUUUUUUUUUAUCAGUCAUAUAACUUCUGUGCUAAGUACAUGUUUUUAUUGUAUAUAUAUAUAUUACAUCUAAUAAGAGACAUGGGGGAUUUAUUUAGUAAUUUACCACAGGCUGAUUGAUUCUCUGGGGCUAUUUAAUUAGCCGUGAAGGCAGCUCACGGGCCAAAAAGAAAUGUACAAUAAUUAGCCUGUUAUCAGGUGGAAACCCAAUGUUAACAUAUAGGUCAGAGAACUUUCCCAAAUACUAUUAUAGGGUGAUACUCAAAUGAUAUAUCACGCCCAAUUUCCUUUCUAAAGUGAUCCCCGUUAUUGUGCAUAUCGUGCUCAUAGUGAUCAGGUUUAGCUGCGUAAAGGGUUAGAGUGCCUCGCUACCCCAGGGGUUGCGAGAUGAAAUGAUGAUACCAAACCCAUCAGCAGAAACAGAACGGGUGUGGAAGGGGGCGGAAAGAAUUGACUACCGCCCGUGUUAACACCCGAUAAUAGGUUAAUUUAAGGGGUGAGAAAAAAGGCCUGUAAUUAAAUGGCCCCAGGCUACCAUCUUUUUACACCCUGUUAAAGUAACAGGGCUAAUUGAAUUCAGGCCAUGGGUUGCUUCAUAUAUGGAUAAUAAGGAGAGGCAAGUGGCUAUUUGCAUCUUAAAUGCCGCCCGUGCAAUCUAAUGACUAAAGCAAGUUUGGUGGAGUAUGAUGUUGAGUCUGUGUCUAAUGUGAUUACUGUCUCUCAAGGACUCAAUCCAUCUGAGCUUGCAUUUGCAAGACAGGAGAGAGUAGUUUGCCCAGGAUGCAAAUUAUGUCUUGAGACUGUUUUAUGACAGAUGGUAUUACUUCCAGGUGCAUUUGUCUAGUACUAGAGCACCUAAUGCAUUUAUUGGAUAAAUUGGAGUUGAUGAGUUUAGAAAAAUCUGUAACCUUUAAGAGCACUAUAAUGUUAACAGGAGCACAGAUUAUUUCAGCUCAUGUGUAAAUAUGAAAUAGGAAGGGCUGGGCCAACACACAGCUAGUCCAAGCAUUUUGUCACCAAUGACAGCAGAGAGAAAUGUGAAGCACCUGCCAAACUGGUAUGGAAAAGCAGUGGUGUUACAUGAACCUCUAUAUGAAAAAAAAAGGUUUUAUUUUUGUUACUUUAUUGUUAUUAAAAAUAGAAAUAUUUUUAAGUAAUAGAGACAUGUGGAAAAGCAUAAUAUUCAAAUAUACUGUAUAAGUGAUUUCUAAUUGGUUGCUGAUGAUAACUUCUAUCAGUAGCUGUAGUUUGUGACCGCUUUUGUGAUAUGUUGAAUAGUAAUAACAUUUGCACCCAGAGGAGAGGUGUGUGUGUGUGUGUGUGUGUGUGUGUGUGUGUGUGUGUGUGUGUGUGUGUGUCUGUGCCAUCUAACGCCCAAUAUGUGCAACUUUUACGUCCUUAACUCAUUUAAAUAGCAUUGUUCUGCAAAAACAAAAUAUCCUCGUACGUGUGGGUCUAUAAUUAGGUUAUGUCCUAUGCGCCUAACCGUACUUGACAAAGUACAUCCAUGAUGUACAAUUUGCAACCCUACAAAUGCCGCCAUUUCCAUGUAGAAAACUGGGCAUAUUUGCAAAGAAACAUUUGUGCUGGAAGAUGUUCAUUAUUGCACUUUUAUAAAUGACCCUAACAGAAUAUUAUUAUUGACUAGAAAGAAGUUUAGGACAUAUGUGAAAAUGUCCAAAAAGUUAAGUGACAAAAUGAAAUAUAAUCAUGGUCGCCAUUUGCAGAGGAAUAAGCAUCUACUUUGUGGUUUUAUGUGGGUAACGCAGUGGUAUUUCCAUCCAUAGGGCCAGAUGUACAAAGCCUUGAAAAGGGAUAAAUUGCACGGGGAUGAAGUACCAACCAACCAGCUCCUAAUUGUCAUUUUUCAAACUCAGCCUGGAACAUGGCAGUUAGGAGCUGAUUGGCUGGUACUUUAUCACCGUUAAAUGUAUCAGUUUUUAAGGCUUAGUACAUCUCACCCUAAGUACGGCAGAAUAAUCAGUUACCCCAACACUGGAGGGUUCUGGGAAGGAUGUAUAAAUAUAAACUAUACAUCUUGCCAGUUUCACACUCAUUUUUAGAAUUGCAUAAUUAAAAACAGACUGUACACCCCAUUUCUAAUCUGUUUAAACUUAUUUCUUGAUGUCGGGACUUAAAUAUGACAUUGCCAACAGAUGCCUUAAAUUUAUUUUGUGACCAUAAUACUAUUUAAAAUAUAUUUAUAUAUCUAUUAUGUUUGUUUAAUGAGGUGAUGUUUGUUCUAGUGUAUUUUAUCUUUGUUGCUGUUUUCUUCUAUUUAUGAUGUAAGGAAUUUGUGCCAAAAUAUUUGCUACUGUCUGUAUGCCAUUGAGAAUCUAUGAUAAUAGUAAGUCAUGUGACAUCUGCUGGAGUGAUAAGGGGCCAGACUGGAGAGUUACAUGAAUUGCCAUGGUACUGCUUUACAAACUUUAAGCAGUUCCUCAGUUUCUUCCUCCUGAGCGCCAGCUAGUAGACAGAUAUUCUACAGUAGAGACUAGGGACUCAUGUACUUUGUCAGGAGGUCAAUAUAUCUCCCUUUUUUUUUCUGUGGAAUCCAUAACCAUUUCUUGGGAACAAACAUCAUCACUGCCAUCCUUCACUUUAGCAGUGAAGUGUCCCUGCGAGUAAACUGGCUGGCGAGAGCAUGGCAUGACUAUAGACCAGUACUUUGUCUCUUUCCAAACCAAAAACCUGGCGAUUAACUGGAAAUGCAGUGUAGGCAAUAUUUGGCCUAAACAUAAACACCACACACAUUGAUGGGAAAAAUAUAAAACUAGUUGCAUUUGGUAUGGAAAAAUAGAUUUCCACAAAAUCCUUUUUGCUUUUCCAUUAGCUUUGCUGGUUGUUGUCUGUUAAAUUUAGGUUCAUACAUUUGAAACAACUACUUUGGAUAUGAUGGCAUAAAAUGUUAGGGCAUUCAGAGCCACCUAUAAAUAUUGAAACUGAGAAUAAAAAUGUGAAUAUGUUUGUUUAAAUGUGUGUAUAGUUAAAGAAGCCAUUGUGACCCAUGGAACUGUGCAAUAAAUACUAAUGUAAGAUACAUAUACAGUCAUAUCCGAUCAUUAGGUUGGACUCUAACCUGGAUGCUGGAAGAGCUCCUGAGUUAGCCAAUUGGAUUAACCCCAAACAGUCAGAUAUGGGGGUCUAUUUACUAAGCCGUGGACGGCGAUAAGGUACCAGCCAAACCGGCACCUCACUGCCAUGUCACAGGCUGGGUUUGAAAAAUGACAGGAGCUGAUUAGCUGGUACUUUAUUUCCAUCCAAUGAUUAGUAAAUAGACCCCUUAGUCCCAUAUUCACCGGACAAACCAAACCAUCUGACUGGAUUAGGUAUGUGCACCAAAAAUCUGGUAGCAGUACUGAUCUGUAUAGAUAAUCAUUUAGAACCUGUAAUGUUUGUGUCAAUAGAAUUACUUGACCACAAUACAAAUCUUGUACAGUAAGGUGUUUGUCUGUUAAUUGUGCCAUGAAGACUUUGCAAAGCACUCACCCUUGUAGUUAGCAUCAAUACUUGAAGCACAGUGCAUGCCAAAUAAGGGAGUAUUACAGCAUUCACAUUUUAAUAAAUGCCAGGGGUGAGCGCUUGUUAUUUUUAUUGACUUAUUUUAAUCAACGCAAAAAUUGGAAUAUGAUAGAUAUGUGCUAGUGUUAGAAAGUAAAAAAAAAUUCUGAUAUAAUUACUAAAUUAUACUAUAAAAAUUGGCUUAUUACAAUAUUAACUGGGAAACGCCCUCACUAUAAACAUUAGUAUAUCUAUUUGGUUACUCUUUGGUGACAGUCCUAGAGUUACCACUGAGGUAACAGUACGGUUGAUGUAUCCAGCAGUAAAAAGAGUGGGGAAGUUGUCCAAUGGAGAAGGUACCCAUACCAACCAAUCAGUUUUGUGGUAGCAUUUAUCAAGUGCAUUCUAUAAGAUUAUACAUAGAGGCUGAUUGGUUGUUGGUGGUAACCUCUCCACUGGUCCUCUUCUCCACUCUUUUCACUACCUGAAACAUUAACCUAAGUAUGGCUAAGCGAACCUUAUGACAGAAUUAUUAUUAUUAUUAUUAUUAUGUCACUCUUACAUUUUAAUUGCAAGUAUAGUUCAUCAUUCCUUUCCCAUCACACUUAUGUGGAAUUACACUUUUUAGUGUAACAUAAAAAGAACUAAAUAGGCUAAAAUGCUGCAUACUGUAUAUUUUUUGCUAUGUAGUGAUUUCACAGAUGAAUAUAUUUAUUCAGAAAGUCAUUGAAAACAAUUAUUAUUUAAUUCAUAUUCCUUAAAUUUAAAUAUAUAUCUAUACUUUUUUUAUUUUUUAAAUAAAACCAUUACACAAUUGUUUGUUGGAUACUUAUUGUUAGAUGUAGCAUUCUAGCGAAUUUGACUUUGAAAAUUAAACUGGAGUUUAAUAUUGGUAUACUGGAGGCUCAUAAGGGGGAUGUAUCAAAUUGUGGUUUAUUGUGAUUUUUUAAGACUGCUUUCAAUUAGAUGUGGUUUCAAGCACAAACCUGUUUAUUAAUCUGUGAUUUGGAUAAAAUUGCAUCGGAUGUCAGGUUGAAGAAACAACUUGCAGUUUAGAGCAAACCUCGGUUUGGAAACCAACUGAAUAUAAUACAAAAACAUUUACUCAUGAUUUGUGAUGCAUUCAAUUUUGACUUAGCAAAACAUUUGAAUCACCCACCCCAUAAUUCCCAAAGCAUGCAGUUUCUCACGAUUGAUACCCACAAAUAUUUGCCUUUUAUGCGCAUUUUUUUCAGUUGUGCAAGCUGCUGCUUGAUACAUUGCACCAUUUAUAAAGAUUCCUGGGGUCAAAUGUAAUGACGCCUGAGAUUGCCGCAGGUUCGAGAUGCCGGACGAUCUCAAACUUUUUUUUAAAGGGGCAAUCACUCACAAGGCA
Molecule: messenger RNA, 12711 nt
Organism: Pseudophryne corroboree (corroboree frog)
Lineage: Eukaryota; Metazoa; Chordata; Amphibia; Anura; Myobatrachidae
Gene: STXBP5
Product: syntaxin binding protein 5
Exons: 28
Coding region: 1-3429 (1142 amino acids)
Biological process (GO): regulation of exocytosis; regulation of protein secretion
Cellular component (GO): cytoplasm; plasma membrane; SNARE complex
Molecular function (GO): myosin II binding; syntaxin binding; GTPase activator activity
Source: RefSeq, a predicted model, not a curated record